Messenger RNA from Limulus polyphemus (Atlantic horseshoe crab), 6188 nucleotides. It is a transcript of the gene Iml1, whose product is annotated as GATOR complex protein DEPDC5-like. Gene Ontology annotation, molecular function: GTPase activator activity. The transcript is spliced from 37 exons. Gene Ontology annotation, biological process: negative regulation of TORC1 signaling; positive regulation of autophagy; cellular response to amino acid starvation. Gene Ontology annotation, cellular component: GATOR1 complex; lysosomal membrane. The record is from RefSeq and is a predicted model, not a curated record. Lineage: Eukaryota; Metazoa; Arthropoda; Merostomata; Xiphosura; Limulidae. The coding region runs from base 137 to 4831 and encodes 1564 amino acids.
UCAGAACUCAUUCUGGUUUUACUUUUACAAAGUCUAGUAUACUGGCGUACGAUAGUCAACAUAUUCAAUACUAGUUUUACUUUCUUGGAUAGGAGGUGAAUGUUUGUGAUAAAAUGCAAGUUAUAAAGAAAACAGAAUGAAGCUUGUCGUACACCAAAAGAACUUCAGCGAGGAUAGUCUUGUUAUCAACCCUAAAGAUUUCCCAACGUUAAAGAAGGGUGAUAUUGUAGAGAUUUAUUUACCAGAGGAUGAAUACAGCCGCUUGCUGUUACAAGUGACAUCAUUCCGUGAAGACUUUCAGCAGAAAGAUGCUAUAAGUGUAGAACAAUCAAUAGCCAACAGCUUUCAGCUUAGAACUUAUGCUGAUGUGAUAGUAAAUCCUGUCAAUCCCAAGAAUGUUGGGUUAGAUUCUUUGGAACUGACAUUCAAGGAUCAGUACUUGGCACGAAGUGAUAUGUGGAGAUUGACACAGUCUUUGGUCAACACAUGUGUGUACCCAAACAAGAAGAUUGAAUUCAGUGGAAUCAGGUGUCAAGUAUAUGAGAUGUGGGCUCAGGGUGAACGAGUUGCGUGUGGAGUUGUAACCAAAGACACAAAAAUUGUUUACCGUUCAGGGAGUAGUAUGGUUUAUCUGUUUAUUCAGAUGAGUUCAGAAAUGUGGGACUUUGAUAUCAAUGGAGAUUUGUAUUUUGAAAAGGCUGUUAAUGGAUUCUUGUCUGAUCUAUUUGCCAAAUGGAAGAAACUGAACUGCAACCAUGAUGUUACAAUUGUGCUUUUUUCAAGAACAUUUUAUGAAGCUCAUAGCAUUGAUGAAUUCCCUAAUUACAUGCGAGAGUGUCUACAGCAAGAUUACAAAGGAAGAUUCUAUGAGGAUUUCUAUAGAGUUGCUGUCCAGAAUGAACGGUAUGAUGAUUGGAAUUCCACAUUGAUUCUUUUAAAGAAGUUGUUCAACCAGUAUCAACAGAUGGUGCUUGAAUACCACCAAAGGGAAGGAGUGAAAAUACCUCAUGCAGUGAACUCUACCUCUUCACAAGGCAACUUUCUGGAAGUGCUAAAUAUGUCCUUGAAUGUUUUUGAAAAACAUUAUGUGGACCGCAGUUUUGACCGGACAGGACAACUAUCAGUUGUAAUAACACCAGGAGUUGGAGUUUUUGAAGUUAAUCGAGACCUUACUAACAUUACAAAACAGAGAAUUAUUGACAAUGGUAUUGGAAGUGAUCUUGUGUGUCUUGGAGAACAGCCACUUCAUGCUGUGCCAUUGUUUAAGUUUCAUAACAAACAACGGCCUCGUAAUUCACUAUCGGCUGUAGAUGACUACAACAUGCCACACUGGAUUAAUUUGAGCUUCUAUUCUUCAACAAAGCAGAUCAGCUAUUCGACAUUCACACCUAGGAUCAAACUUCCUACUCCUCUUCCCAAGGCAGCAAGAGAGAAAACAUUACAAAAUGCUCUGUCAUCCACCCGUGCUCGUCAUGUCAGUCAGCCAGACUCCACAUUUCCAACUUUGUUUGACUAUGAUGAAUAUGAUGAUCAAGUUUUUAAGCUACCAUCUUAUUCUCAAAAUGCAAGUAGGGUUACACACAGUCUACAGAGGGUUCCUGGAAAGAAAAAAGGGAACCGUUCAGUAAAGAACCCUUCUUCAAGACUUGGUAGUGAGGAACCAACAUCUUGUUUUCUCAGUUCUGAACCACCACCAACCACUUCUUUGUUCUCAUCAUCUGCCAUUUUAAUUCCUACACUUGACUCUUCAAGUCUGUCUUCUUCGUAUGGAGCCCAAAAUGCAGAUGUUCCAGACUUAGGCCAUGCUCCUCAUCGACUUCCUUCUAGGGAUGAUAUUGAAACGGAAUUUUCACCUCCAGUGAGGGCAAUUGUAGGAAGUGCUGGGUCAUCCAAAGGUCAUCAUUUGAACAAACAAGUGAUGAACCGCAAACCUAGGGCUUUGGUUAAUCCAUUUGACCCAUCUCAUGUCACAAUCAAGCUUACAUCCAAUCGAAGGCGCUGGACACAUGUGUUUCCACAAGGUCCAACUGGUGUCUUUAUGCAGCAGCAUCAUUACCAAGCUGUACCUCAAAAUACAGCAGCAACAAUGAUGCCUCCCACAGUGGAUGAUGACAUUAUUUUCAGCCAGGAUCAGCUAAGGUUGGCAGCCCUACACAGAGAUCCUCAGUGGAAUAAAACUCUACAAGGACACCAUCACGUAAUAGAAGAUUUAACAGAAUCAGACAGAAGGAGAGUGUCAACAAAAGCAGCUAGUCAACUUUGUAGUGGAGAAAUUAAUUUAUCCAAUAGUGGUGGAAGUCUCGCAACAUUUGAAGGUAGAUUUCGUACCUCUGGUAUAAGAACAUCAACUUAUGUGUCAUCAGAUUCUCACAUUGACAGAAACUUGACUUUAUUAUGGGGUGCCACAGGAGAGCAGGAGUGGACACCAGCUUUGACCACUGGUGUUGACUGGAAAUCACUUGCCAUUCCAGCUUGCCUGCCCAUUACAACUGAUUAUUUUCCAGAUAAACGAAGUUUGCAGUAUGAUUUUGUUGUUUCUGACUAUUUUCUUCAACCAGAAGAUAUUAGCUCAGAGCUGACUCUCAGAAGAUGUUACAGAGGGGAGGAGGAUACCAAACAUCAUUGUCCAAUAACAGCAGCUCAAGUUUAUAGGGAACUCAUUAGCCAAAGACUGCAACAGGGUUUCCAAGUUAUUGUAAUGCCAAUACACCAUCCUUCAUCCUACCAUGCACAGAGUAAUUUAAGUCCUCAGUUUACUUCAUCACUUGUUUGUGCUAGAGUAAAGAACGACCAAACCGAACAUGAUGAAUGCUUGAUGAGUAUUGGGAGAAUAUUUCACAAGAUGACAUUAGAUGGUCCAACCAUCACUGUCACUCAGUACAGGCCAAGACACCCUUGUUCAACCCGUAAGAGCCAUUACUGCUAUCGAUUCCAAGCACCUGACAAUGACACUUAUGGAGUUUCGUGGGUAGACUUUGCUAGUGAAAAAUUGGAAACUUACAACUGGAACUACCUGGACCAUUACAUAUGUUUGAGAGGAGAAGAUGAGUAUAAACUUAAAGAGGGUCUGAAGCAUUGGAGAUUGAGAUUGUUCUUGCUGCCAAAUGUUAACUGCACCACCAAGAGCAUUACUGAUGACAGUUUUUCAUGUGAUUCAUUCAGUGACCUUAGUAGAGAAGAGGUUCUGCAACAGCAAGAAGGUUUUCUAAAAUUUUUAGAAGUACUUAAUCGAAUUCGUCGACCAGUUUAUUCUCGUAAGUCAAAGAGGUUACAGACACAUGCUCGACGUCUCAGUUUAGGACACUCAAUCUCAUUUAAUACUCAAGUUUCCCAGAAUUCUGUUAGUGGAGGAACAUCAAAUAAUAGUGGCCCCUCUUUCAGAGAGCGAGUGGGCAGCAACCGCAUACAUGAUCGACCACGAAAUGGUUCAAAGGGUGUAGAACGUGGAAGAGUAUCACCUGCUUCAGAAGCUGACAACAAAUUAGGAGGGUCAAACACAUCAUUAGAAGGAACUUCUGAAGGAGUAGAUUCUACAGAUGAAGCGGCUCAAGCAGAUUUAAAACCUUUAAAUGCAAAUUCACCUCAUGCUGAAAUAAUUGAAGCCAUGAAACAUCAAGUGAAUGGUUUGAGUUUCCUCAAUAAGCAGUCUGGUCUACCACCAUAUUCCUUUAUCAGUGGAGAGGCAGUAUUAUGGGUGAUAGAAAACAUAGAGGGCAUUACGUCCCAAGUUCAGGCCAUACAUUUUCUUCUGAAUCUUCAACAAGAAGGCCUUAUUUGUCAUGCUUCAGGAGUUACAACCAUACAAUUUAUUCAUGGUUUUUAUUUGUACUAUUUGGUAUGUCAAGAAAAAGAUCAAACCAAAGUGUCAAACUCUGAACUUCAAGAGGGAGAUAUUCGAUUAUUUCGUGAAGAAUGGCUUGAAGUAGAAUUACUACCAGUUUCUGAGUCGCCACAACAAAUAAUUACUCUUCCAUGGACAGAAAGAGAACAGCCAACCGAUGAAUGGCACAUAACUCAACAUGUAGAGAAAAAAAUUGAGUUUAAGGCCACAAACAUUGACAUUGAUGUUGGUAAGAAAAGUGGUCGAGAAGAAUGGGGACACUUACAUUAUCAUUCUAUCUUCUGUCCAUCUGAGGCCUUUGAAAUCCUUGUCGAGUGGUUGGUUGCAACAGGCAGCAUAUUAGCAGAUCUGGUACAAGGAUGGGCAAGAAAAGCAGUAUCUUAUGGGUAUCAUCUUGUUCCCGUUCCAAGUGAUCCAUUUGCCUUACCAUUUUCCUCAAACUCUGAUCCUUUACGAGGACCCAUCUUCAUUCCUUUUAAUCUUGAUUGCCUCCCUGAUACUGAUUCGCAGUUAUUAGGAGGUGGAGCACUUGAAUUGUUUCAAGAACACAUUUUGAGACGAUUUGGGUUUUUGAUUCAUCGUGACCCUGCAAGUCAAAACUAUUAUGUACACGUAAGCGGUAGUGCUUUUGUUAUGAUUCCUAAUCAAAUUCCAUCAGUGUCUGGUUGUAUUAACAUUAAAAAACGAACACAGAAAUACCAACAACCCAUUUGUAGCCCACAUGAAGAAUAUAUUACAAGGCACUUUAGUGGGAAGAAGAGUCGAUCAUAUGAUGCCAUUUCUAGCCACGAGGCAAAGAUUGGAUUUCUUUGGUCAUACAAUUACAUGGUGACCAAACGUUGGAAGACACAAAACACUGGAGAUGAGCACUUCAUGAAAACACUUAUGAAUGAUUUUCAUGCAUUUUGUAACAAUGAGAAUGGACGACUUCAAGACUGUUGGGAGAACUAUUGGAUGACAGGAUGUCAACAUGUGUUGGGUUUAGAAUAAAGGAAUGGGUAUAUCAUUCUGGCAAGAAAAUAAAGUAGGCAAACCAUGAAGUUUUGGUUUAUUUACUGUACAAAUAAUGAAACCAAUUAUGCUAUUGUUUUCAGAGUUAAACCUUCAUUUAUAACUAAUAUUGAGGACAAUUUAGAAGUAUUUAACUGUCUUGGAAAGGGAAGAAUUAAACACCAGAAAUCACAUGGUUUAUUAAAGGCAUUCAAGUGAAAAUAGAGAGAAGACGAUUGAUUUAAGUGUGUAAAGAUCAAAUAUCAAAAGAUGCAUGUAAAUCUUAAUAUAUUUUUGAAUUAAAUGAGUUAUGAUAGUUGGUUAUUUAAAUCAGUUUUUAGUUAGACAAGUAAUAACGAACUGGAUGAAACAAGUGAGAUCGACAACUAUAGUUUGUGGUUUAUUAAAAGAACAAUUUAUAAUUAUUUAUGCCUUGAUAAAAGCCAGUGUUGUAAGAUAUCAGGCAGAAAUUUUGAUUAUUUGUAUUUGCAUUUGUCCAUAAUAAUGAUUUCACAGAAUGUGAAAAUGAUUUCUAAGGAAUAAGCAUGUUGGAAAUAGUUUAAUUAUUCAUAGAUAAUUACAAAAUCAGACUUGCAAGACACUAUAUAUUAAAGUAUUUUGAAAAAUUAACUUCAGUUUGUUUCCUCUCAAGCUCUUAAGAACUUAUAUUAUUUUAAAUUGUGUAAAACACGAUCCUAUAAUUAUUAUACAUGUUCAUACACUGUUCGAAAUGUAAGAUUAAUGCGACGGCCACGAUCAUGAUACUCCUUUGGCACUCGGUGCUGUAAAAGAACAUAAAUAGAGUUAUACCUAGAGUAGCACAGAGAGCCAAAUUAUAGCCCAUGUAGUGAUUUAGAACAACAGGAUUCCACAUUUUAAUGAUGUAUUACAUACAGGUUGAAUUUAUUUGAUGUGAAAGUCUAACAUUAUGUCUUUCCCAACUUUAUUUUUUUUUCUAACAAAAUCUGGAGGCAUUAGUUAGUUUUAUAAAACAUUACAAAUAGUUAAUUGUACAACUUAAAUAUGUUUUUUUUUACAUGCACCACUGUCCCUUUUGUAACAUCUUAGCCUAGUUUAAUUCAUUUGAUAAAGAUAUUGUCUAUUGUAAAUUUUCCCCUUAAAAAUGGUAUAAAAGAAGCACAUAAGUGAGUUUUUAUUUAAGAUGAAUAUCUGUAAUUAUAUAUGAAAAACGGCUUCCACUAUAGGAGUAUGUUAUUGUUCUAAUAUAAAAUUAAUUGCUAAAAUAUAUGAGAUUUACAUUUGUGAUAACCCCUGGUUGUUAUCUUUAUUGACAAACAUUCUCAUUUGAUAUCUUUACCUUGAAUAAAAAAAAAUGGCCUGUGUUGGUGGCUAUCUA